Molecule: messenger RNA, 1819 nt
Organism: Thalassophryne amazonica
Lineage: Eukaryota; Metazoa; Chordata; Actinopteri; Batrachoidiformes; Batrachoididae
Product: vitamin D3 hydroxylase-associated protein
Exons: 15
Coding region: 48-1796 (582 amino acids)
Biological process (GO): fatty acid catabolic process
Molecular function (GO): fatty acid amide hydrolase activity; amidase activity
Source: RefSeq, a predicted model, not a curated record
GACUUAUUUAGUCUGAGUUCGUGCUGUUGUUGGGUGAGUGGUUAGGUAUGGACGCUGUGAAACAGGCGCUGAGCGAAGUCAGCCGGUCGGUGGUGCUGAUAACGGCAGCUGUGUGCGGAGCGACCACGCUGCUGCUGUGGAGCUGUACGAGCCGCCGAGCGGUCAACAAGAAGAUCCAAAGGGCCAGGGAGCGGAGAGAUGAGAGCCUGCAGCGAGCAGAGCAGGCGGUCCGACUGUACAAAGAGUCGCAUCCACUGAUGGGAAGUCCUGACAUUUUGACGCUGUCCCUGCCUGAGUUGACAAAGCAACUGCGUGAUGGUUCGCUGAAUCCUGAAAAUGUGCUUUACUCCUACAUGGAAAAGACUCUAGAGGUCCAUAAUAAGGUGAACUGCUGUACAGGAGUUUUGUUGGAGAGUUUUGACGACGUUAAAACCAUUGACACCAGCAGUAAAGGCCUUUUGUAUGGAGUUCCAAUUAGCAUUAAAGAAAACUACAAUUACAAGAACACUGUCUCCUCCUGUGGCCUGGUCAAGUUCUUGGACCAACCUUCUAAGGAGGACGGUGUGCUCGUAAAAGUGCUGAAGAGACAAGGAGCUAUUCCCUUUGUCAAGACAAAUGUGCCCCAAAGCAUGUUAAGUUAUGAAUCUAGCAACCCCAUCUAUGGCCGGACAGUGAACCCUCAUAACUACCAGAAGACUGCUGGAGGUUCAACAAGUGGAGAGGGGGCUCUCAUCGCAGCAGGAGGCUCUGUGCUCGGGUUCGGCACUGAUAUUGGGGGCAGUGUUCGUAUUCCUGCCUCUUUCUGUGGGAUCUCUGCCUUCAAGCCCACAGGAGGCCGACUCAGUCACAAAGGUUUGAGCACUUCAUGUCCAGGGCAAAACAUUGUGCAGACAAGUGCUGGGCCUCUGGCUCGAGAUGUGGACAGUCUGGCUCUUUGUAUGCAGGCUCUGCUGUGUGACCAUAUGUUUUCCCUGGACCCCACUGUUCCACCAUUACCAUUUAAUGUAGAGGUUUACCAGAGUUCCAAACCUUUGAGGGUCGGUUACUAUAUCAACGAUGGCUAUACAGAACCGUCUCCAAGCAUGGCUCGAGGGGUCAGAGAGGUCAAAGCUCUGCUGGAGAAAGCAGGACACACAAUGGUGCCCUUUGUCCCGGGGAAUCCAUCUUAUGCUGCAACAGAAGUGUCGUUAAAGAGUCUUGUAGCAGAUGGAGGUGUAACCGUGCUCAACAACCUGAAAGGAGGUCCUCUGGAUUCUUGCAUCACCAUGCAAGUUUGGCUUUGCUUUUGGCCUUCCUUUGUUAGAAGAAUCCUCUCCAUCUUAAUCAAGCCUUUUUUUCCUCGUAUGGCUCCUGUGCUCGCUGCUUUGAAUGGAGUUGGCUCUGUUUCAAAUCUGUGGAAGCAGCAAUGCGUUGUUCAGGAUUAUAUUGAUGAGACCAUCGCAGAGUGGAAACAAAGCAGCAUAGACGUGCUGUUGUGUCCUGUGAUUGGACCAGCCUUUAACACCCUGUACAGCGGCAAACUUAACAGUGCUCUCUCUUACACGCUGGUCUAUAAUGUCCUUAAUUUUCCCGCGGGUGUUGUUCCUGUCUCCACGGUGACAGCAGAGGAUGAAGAUCAACUGAAGCACUACAAAGGCAAUUAUCAGGACCCAUGGGACAAGCUUUUCAAACAGGCUGUGACUGGAGGUGAGGGUCUGCCUGUGGCGGUCCAGUGCGUGGCCCUGCCCUGGCACGAUGAGCUCUGCCUGUGUUUCAUGAAGGAAGUGGAACAACUGGUGAAACAGAGCACAAAGUAAGAGGAGCAGUGCACACUGUCAGC